GUUUUUUCGACUGUAAAUUAGAAUACAGUCGUGAAAUCGAAGAUUUUUAUGAAAUUUAUUUGGCCGAGCGGUGUCAAAAAAUAUCAGUUAUGGAAGGUGCCGAUUUCUAUCCGUGGAUACGAGUGCGAGUCAUGGAAAAGGGAAAAUUUGAAUGUGGGCGAAGGACGAAGGCGAAAAUUCCAGGAAACCAACAAAAUGAUUUUAUCUAUAGGCAAGCCAGGGGUGAAAUUCCACAAGUACAGGGCAACUAUCUGCAGAAGUUGUUACAGUGUAAGGCGAGCUACCAUUUUACAGAGAACGAUAAGAAAACGUUACAUUCGCUGGAUAAUCGGCUCAAAGUUUUAUUAACAAAAGAGGAAUAUAGUCGAUUUUAUUCGGAAACGGAUAAUUUCGAAGAUGACACUCUCCGAGAUGACCAAUUCGCCAGUGUAAACGACAUCCAGAAGGUGGGGAAUUAUUUAAGAAUGUUUCGUGGAUCCUUAUAUAAAAGAUAUCCUUCUCUGUGGAGACGAUUGGUCACUGUGGAUGAAAGAAAGAAAAUUGCCUCUCUAGGUUUGGGUCCUCAUAGUCUUGCAACAAAUAUUACUUUACUAAAAGCUACAGAAGUUGAUGAAAUAUUUGAUGGUAAAGAUGAAAAAUAUAGAGCCGUUUCUAUCAAUACAGAACCUCCGUUGUCUAGAGAAACAAAAAACAAAAGAAGUACAUGGCUACCAACACUUCCAAAUAGUUCUCAUCACUUAGAUGCUGUUCCAUGUUCAACAGCAAUCAACAGAAAUAGAAUAAGCCACAAAAAAGUUCGAACAUUUCCCCUGUUGAAAGAAGAUAUUAAAGGUCAAGGCUUUGGUUCGAAAUGGUCGUUCCAACAUGACUUCAUGUCGUCACAACCAAGAUACGAUGACUUGGAUCCAUCAGUCACUCAUGAAAAUGCCAGUCAGUCAGAAGUUCUGGUUCCCAUACGGUUGGACAUGGAAAUUGAAGGUCACAAAUUGCGUGACACAUUUACUUGGAAUAAAAAUGAAUCUCUCAUCACACCGGAACAAUUUGCUGAAGUUCUGUGUGAUGAUUUGGAUCUUCCUCCCCUGUCAUUUGUUCCGGCAAUCUCACAGUCAAUAAGACAACAGAUAGAAGCAUUUCCCACCGAUAAUCUCUUAGAGGAUCAGGCAGACCAGAGAGUGAUUUUAAAAUUAAACAUUCAUGUGGGAAACAUUUCAUUGGUGGAUCAGUUUGAAUGGGACAUGUCUGAAAAAGAAAACAGUCCAGAAUUGUUUGCCAAUAAACUAUGCUCUGAACUGGGACUAGGAGGAGAGUUUGUGACGGCCAUUGCCUACAGCAUACGGGGACAGCUAUCGUGGCACCAGAGAACAUAUGCAUUUAGUGAGGCUCCGCUCCCGACCGUGGAAAUACCUUUUCGAAAUCAGGCAGAGGCCGAUCAGUGGUGUCCUUUCCUCGAGACUCUGACUGACGCAGAAAUGGAGAAAAAGAUAAGAGACCAAGACAGAAAUACAAGGAGAAUGCGUCGAUUGGCCAAUACUGCUCCCACAUGGUAAAAAAGUCUCUCCAAAGUUUUUUUUUUAACUGUAACAAGUUAUUACAUCUCUGUAUAUAUUUAUUAUGUAUUCUGUUAAUUAAAUAAUCAAAUUAUGCACAUUCUAAACUUGUGUUCUAUUUGUCAAUUAAUAAAUUUAGAUAAUCUAA
Centruroides sculpturatus (bark scorpion) is the source of this 1695-nucleotide messenger RNA. RefSeq names its product SWI/SNF-related matrix-associated actin-dependent regulator of chromatin subfamily B member 1-A-like (gene Snr1). Gene Ontology annotation, biological process: chromatin remodeling; regulation of transcription by RNA polymerase II. The record is from RefSeq and is a predicted model, not a curated record. The coding region runs from base 90 to 1547 and encodes 485 amino acids. Gene Ontology annotation, cellular component: nuclear chromosome; nucleus. The transcript has 12 exons. Lineage: Eukaryota; Metazoa; Arthropoda; Arachnida; Scorpiones; Buthidae. Gene Ontology annotation, molecular function: transcription coregulator activity.